CAAUUCAUCCACCUCGGUAGCGUGCUAGCCAACAUAAAACCACAACAUUUAAGCUCUUUAGGCAAGGUAUAUUAACCUCAGUGUUUUGAACACACCGUCAGAGUAACGUUAACUAGUAAAUAGGCCAUUUAAUUUACUAUUUACGUUAUUAGCUAUCUGGCUAAGUAACACUCGGCUAAUGCUAACUAGCUUACUUGCUAACAUCCUCGACCAUGAGCUCACCAAGCUACACCCUCCCUGCUAAAGAAGAGGAGAAAGAAGCCCCCGUAAAAGAGGAGGAGGACUGCUGGACGGAGAAAGAUGUUCUCGUAAAAGAGGAGAAGGAAGAGGAGGCUGUUACAGUUAAACAAGAAGUAGAGGAUGAGGCUGUUACAGUGAAAGAAGAGGAGAAAGACGUGAAAGAGGAAGAAUUUACAGUGAAAGAAGAGGAAGAAUAUUUAAGAGUGAAAGAGGAGGAUGCAGUUUGUGGAAUGAAGGAGGACGAGGGGGAGAUUACUGUCACGUUGGAGGAGGAAGGGAAGACUGGAGAUCUGAUUAACACGAGAGAAAGACCAGACUCAGAGGAACCAGAGACGUCCAAACCAACAAGACGACACCACUGCUCCCACUGUGGAAAGAGUUUUAACCAUUUAAGGGACCUGCAACGACAUGAGAGAAUACACACAGGGGAGAAGCCUUUCCAAUGCUCCCAGUGUGGAAAAAGUUUUUCCUUGUUAGCGAGCCUGAAACGACAUGAGAGGACACACACAGGAGAGAAGCCUCAUCACUGCUCCCAGUGUGGAAAGAGUUUUACCCAGUUAGGACACCUGAAAGUGCACGAGAGGAUACACACAGGGGAGAAGCCCUACCACUGCUCCCAAUGUGGAAAGAGUUUUAACCGGAAAGAAUCCCUGAAAGAGCAUGAAAGAAUACACACAGUGCAGAAGCAAGAGAAACCGUACCACUGCUCCCACUGUGUAAAGGGUUUUAACCAGUUAGGGGACCUGAAAAUGCAUGAGAGAAUACACACAUGCGAUAAAUCUUUCCAAUGCUUCCAGUGUGGAAAGAGUUUUUCCGCGUCAGGGUGCCUGAAAAGACAUGAGAGAACACACACAGGGGGAAAACCUCAUCACUGCUCCCAGUGUGGAAAGAGUUUUAACCGGAACGAACACCUGAAAGAGCAUGAGAGAAUACACACAGGAGACAAGCCCUACCACUGCUCCCAAUGUAAAAAGAGUUUUGCCUGGUUAGGACACAUGAGAAGACAUGAGAGAACACACACAGGAGAUAAGGAUGUAGGCUGCUGAACAGUGGGACAUGGAAUAGAUAAAGGCUGCUGAACAGUGGGACAUAGGACAGAUAUAGGCUGAACAGUGGGACAUAGGACAGAUAUAGGCUGAACAGUGGGACAUAGGACAGAUAUAGGCUGCUGAACAGUGGGACAUAGGACAUAUAUAGACUGAACAGUAGGACAUAGGACAUAUAUAGGCUGAACAGUGGGACAUAGGACAGAUAUAGACUGAACAGUGGGACAUAGGACAGAUGUAGGCUGAACAGUGGGACAUAGGACAGAUGUAGGCUGAACAGUGGGACAUAGGACAGGUGUAGGCUGAACAGUGGGUCAUAGGACAGAUGAAGGCCCAAUACAUGAUGGGUCAGUAGUUCCCAGACACUCUGAAUGUGUCUUGACUUUCCAGUGUUUUCCCUCCUGCAUGUAUUAUAAAGGAUUGUGUUUGUGGAUGUGUUUUCUGGGUGAGGGUUUGGUUUGUGCCCUAGAGCACAGCUGAUUCAAAUAACCAACUCAUCAUCAAGCUUUUCUUGAUGUGUGUUAGAGGACCUGAAAUCACAUGAGAGAAUAUAGAGGCUCUGUUAUAAUCUACACCCGGCACAGCCAGAAGAGGACUGGCCACCCCACAUAGCCUGGUUCCUCUCUAGGUUUCUUCCUAGGUUUUGGCCUUUCUAGGGAGUUUUUCAUGAGAGAAUAUAGAGGCUUUGUUCUGACUGUUGUUUUUGACUGAGAAUAUUUAUUGUUUUUCUCUUUUCCUUUAAUGGUUGAAAUGUUCUGGAUUCACUGACCUUCAUGUCUUAAAGUAAUAAUGGAAUGACCUUCAUGUCUUAAAGUAAUGAUGGACUGUCGUUUCUCUUUGCUUAUUUGAGCUGUUCUUGCCAUAAUAUGGACUUGGUCUUUUACCCAAUAGGGCUGUGUCCUGUAUACCACCCCUACCUUGUCACAACACAACUGAUUGGCUCAAAACGCAUUAAGAAAUUUCACAAAUUAACUUUAAACAAGGCACACCUGUUAAUUGAAAUGCAUUCCAGGUGACUACCUCAUGAAGCUGGUUGAGUCAUCAAGGCAAAGAGGGCCAACCUCGAAGAAUAUAAAAUAUAUUUUGAUUGGUUUAACACUUUUUUUUUUUUGGUUACUACAUGAUUCCAUAUCUGUUAUUUUAUGUGUUGAUGUCUUCACUAUUAUUCUACAAAGUAGAAAAUAGUCAAAAUAAAUAAAUAAAUGAACUUUUCAAUCAGUAGGUGUGUCCAAACGUCUAAGUCAGUUAUAAAUAUAAGGCUGCGCACAGUGCAACAAUAUGCCAACAAAACAGGACAAACAAAUAAAGGGCAUUAUUAUGUGAUCCUGCA
Oncorhynchus keta (chum salmon) is the source of this 2616-nucleotide messenger RNA. Its product is annotated as zinc finger protein 239-like. The record is from RefSeq and is a predicted model, not a curated record. NCBI's taxonomy places the organism in Eukaryota, Metazoa, Chordata, Actinopteri, Salmoniformes, Salmonidae. The transcript is spliced from 2 exons. Bases 213 to 1286 code for a protein of 357 amino acids.